AUGGAGGAGAGCUCGGAGAUAAAGGUGGGCGCCCACCCCGCCAGGACCAGCUGGCUGCAGAGCACAGUGGCUGCGUGCGGCAAAGGGCUCAGCAGAGCACUGGGUUACGUCACCGGGGAGAUGAAGGAGUGCGGGGAGGGACUGAAAGACAAAUCCCCAGUGCUCCAGUUCCUGGACUGGGUGCUCCGGGGCACCUCCCAGGUGAUGUUCGUCAACAACCCCCUCAGCGGCACUCUCAUCAUCAUCGGCUCUUUCAUCCAGAACCCCUGGUGGGCCAUCUCCGGGUGCCUGGGCACCAUCGUGUCCACUCUGACCGCCUUGGUCCUGAGUCAGGACAAGUCGGCCAUCGCGGCCGGACUCCACGGCUACAACGGGGUGCUGGUGGGGCUGCUCAUGGCUGUGUUCUCCAACAAAGGCGACUAUUACUGGUGGCUUCUGCUCCCCGUCAUCGCUAUGUCCAUGACCUGCCCCAUCCUCUCCAGUGCCCUGGGCACUGUCUUCAGCAAGUGGGACCUGCCCGUCUUCACGCUGCCCUUCAACAUCGCCGUGACCCUGUACCUGGCAGCCACGGGCCACUACAACCUCUUCUUCCCCACCGUGCUGCUGCAGCCGGCAGUCUCCGAGCCCAACAUCACCUGGUCGGAGGUGCAGGUGCCCUUGCUCCUGAGAGCCAUCCCCGUCGGCAUCGGCCAGGUAUACGGCUGUGAUAACCCCUGGACCGGAGGCAUCUUCCUCGUGGCUUUGCUCCUGUCUUCACCUCUCAUUUGCUUGCAUGCGGCCAUUGGGUCCACCAUGGGGAUGCUAGCAGCACUGACCAUUGCCACACCCUUCCAGUCCAUCUACUUCGGCCUGUGUGGCUACAACAGCACGCUGGCCUGCAUCGCCGUGGGUGGCAUGUUCUACGUCCUCACCUGGCAGACCCACCUCCUGGCCAUUGCCUGCGCUCUGUUUGCAGCAUACCUGGGGGCUGCCCUGGCUAACAUGUUCUCCGUGUUUGGAUUGCCACCCUGCACCUGGCCCUUCUGCCUCUCAGCACUCACCUUCCUGCUGCUGACCACCAACAACCCUGCCAUCUACAAGCUCCCGCUCAGCAAAGUUACCUACCCAGAGGCCAACCGCGUCUACUACCUGUCCCAGGAGAAACACCGAAGAGCAUCAACUGUAACCAAGUACCAGGCCUAUGAUGUCUCCUAA
Molecule: messenger RNA, 1194 nt
Organism: Sorex araneus (European shrew)
Lineage: Eukaryota; Metazoa; Chordata; Mammalia; Eulipotyphla; Soricidae
Product: urea transporter 2
Biological process (GO): urea transmembrane transport
Cellular component (GO): membrane
Molecular function (GO): urea transmembrane transporter activity
Source: RefSeq, a predicted model, not a curated record